Trypanosoma theileri is the source of this 1491-nucleotide messenger RNA. RefSeq names its product vacuolar ATP synthase subunit B. Bases 1 to 1491 code for a protein of 496 amino acids. Lineage: Eukaryota; Euglenozoa; Kinetoplastea; Trypanosomatida; Trypanosomatidae. The transcript has a single exon. The record is from RefSeq and is a predicted model, not a curated record. Gene Ontology annotation, cellular component: proton-transporting V-type ATPase, V1 domain. Gene Ontology annotation, molecular function: proton-transporting ATPase activity, rotational mechanism; ATP binding. Gene Ontology annotation, biological process: ATP metabolic process; proton transmembrane transport.
AUGGGUAAUCACGAGGCGGAGAAUGUUCGUAUGCUCUCCAAGCAGGAGCUGCUGGCGGAGCACAUUAAGGAGCUGCAGAAGGACUACACCGUUCAACCCCACUUGGAGUACACCACCAUUCGCGCGGUGAAUGGCCCGCUGGUGAUAUUAGAGGAUGUGCGACUCCCCACCUUUGCGGAGAUUGUGAAGAUUGAACUCGCCGACGGCACCCAGCGCCGUGGAAAGGUGUUGGAGGUGGAUGGAAGUAAAGCCGUUGUGCAGGUCUUUGAGGGCACAUCCGGCAUUGAUGUGAUGCGCUCCAAGUGUGAGUUCACUGGAAAGGUGAUGGAGCUUGGCGUGAGUGAAGAUAUGUUGGGUCGUGUAUUUAAUGGAUCGGGCAUUCCCAUCGACAAUGGCCCACCGGUGCUGCCAGAGCAGUAUCGUGAUAUUCAGGGAAUUCCUAUUAACCCACGCGCCCGCGUCUACCCGGAGGAGAUGAUCCAAACCGGUAUUUCCUCUAUAGAUGUGAUGACGUCUAUUUCGCGCGGUCAGAAGAUUCCACUUUUCUCUGGUGCUGGUCUUCCACAUAAUGAGAUCGCCGCGCAGAUUGUCCGACAGGCGGGAUUGGUGCGAAAAGAGGGAAAACAAGAAGACUUUUGUAUUGUCUUUGCUGCCAUGGGUGUGAAUCAGGAAACCGCACGUUUCUUCCGUACGGAGUUUGAGGAAAAUGGAUCUAUGGAGAAGACCGUACUCUUUAUGAACUUGGCAAAUGAUCCCACUAUUGAACGUAUUGUCACUCCACGUCUCGCUCUUACUACGGCGGAGUAUCUCGCCUACGAUUGCGGCAAACAUGUGUUGGUUAUUCUCACUGAUAUGAGUUCCUAUGCAGAUGCCCUUCGAGAAGUCUCUGCGGCUCGUGAGGAGGUGCCUGGACGACGUGGUUUCCCGGGUUAUAUGUACACGGAUUUAGCGUCUAUUUAUGAACGUGCGGGUCGUGUGCUCGGCCGUGCUGGAUCAAUUACACAGAUUCCUAUUCUAACAAUGCCAAAUGAUGAUAUUACACAUCCUAUUCCAGAUCUCACUGGAUAUAUCACGGAGGGACAAAUUUACGUGGAUCGUCAAUUGCAUAAUCGUCAGUUGUAUCCACCUAUUAAUAUUUUACCUUCACUCAGUCGUUUGAUGAAGAAUGCUAUUGGUGAGGGUAUGACCCGUAAAGAUCAUGGUGGUGUCAGCAAUCAAAUGUAUGCCGCCUAUGCGAUCAGUCGUGAUAUUUUAGCCAUGAAGGCCGUUGUUGGUGAAGAGGCAUUAAGCAGUGAGGAUUUAUUGCAUUUGGAGUUUCUCGAGAAGUUUGAAAAGAAGUUUAUUUGUCAAGGAUUUUAUGAAUCCCGUGAUGUCUUUCAGAGUUUGGAUCUCUGCUGGCAACUUCUCCGUACAUUCCCGAAGGUUCUACUCAACAAGAUUGACGUAAAGACACGUAACGAGUUCUACGAUCGUCAGCCUGAGCGCAAGUAG